UCACAAACGAUGAUUCUUCGGAUAGUUGAGAAAAACCAUGCACGCAAAUUAAAGCUCAGCUCACGGCCAGCCUCUGUUGAUGCACUGAUUAAGAUUAUAAAAGAACAAAUGGAAUUGGAUCUUCAGUUCACCUUACAAUAUGAAGAUCCAGACUUUGAUGGAAGACUUACCUCCCUGGUUGACAUCAAAGAAUUGCCACAAAAAUCAGUUUUGCAUAUAACAUUUGAAGAAGAUUUCAGUUCUUCUAGUUCUGUUGCAUCUACUGAAAUACUGUCAGAUGUAUCAAGCCCUGAACGUUUAACUAGAUGGCCUUUGGAUUUGUUUCCAGUUCCUACGUUUUCUUUUGAUGUUGAGUUAAAACUUAGAGAAGGGAAUGCAGAGUUUGAGAAGACUGGGAGACCUCUUAAACUGACAAGAGACCAAAAACAUGAUAUUUUGGAUAAGCUUGCAUCUACUAUCUAUGGCUUCUCUGCUUACCCAAGUGGCAAACAGAUUGCAUUUGUAGCUGAAGCACUUGUCACAAAACAUCCGUGUUUGAAAGAAGCAGGGUCUAACACUGGAUGGAAUGGCUGGAAGAACAGCCUGCUGUUUAAAAUGGGCAAUUACAGGAACAAGAUGAGAAGGGCAGGAUGCAUUGAAGUCUCUAUAAAUGCUGGCAAAAGAAGCCAAAAUAAUCCUGACAAUGAAUCUCCACACUCUGGUAUUAAAAGACCCAAGCGUGCAGAGGUUAACUUUCUGCCCAACUUUCCCAAGGGAGAAAAUUCCACAUCUCUUGAGUGCUUGAGGGAACAGAUCAUUGAAGAGCUAAAGAAGACUGAGAGAAAUCUACCUCUGAUUGGAAGGAUGAUGCAGACCACAUUUGCCCUGAGACGACAGACCAUCAUCCAAUUCAGCCCACCAGUGAAAGAAAUUCUGGACCUCUGGCCUGCUCUGCGCAUAGAGUCUGAGGUGUAUGCAGAAUUCCAGCGGAUCACAAACCAGAACUUGCGCAACAUAUUCUAUGCAGAGCUUGAUCGUCACAUCCCACGCUUGAUGACCUUGUUUAGGCAGAAGGCAUCCAAAACUGGAAAGAUUGCAGAUUCUUUGGCUGGCAUUUUGAAAGUCCAUGACGAACAGGAAUUACAUGAUAUACACACAAACGUACAACUGUUCUCCAUGCACUUCCUGUGUUUCUGA
Molecule: messenger RNA, 1176 nt
Organism: Polypterus senegalus (gray bichir)
Lineage: Eukaryota; Metazoa; Chordata; Cladistia; Polypteriformes; Polypteridae
Exons: 3
Coding region: 10-1176 (388 amino acids)
Source: RefSeq, a predicted model, not a curated record